AUGACCGGCUCCGUCAAUGGCACCUCCGUUCCGACGGAGACGUCGCCGCUACUGCGCAACUCCGACGCGGAUGCGGCCAAUGGCAACGGCACCGUCGACUACGGCGGUCAGCAGAACGGCGCCACGUCCGCGGCCGCCCCCGAUGCCGAUGAGAAUCGGGACGGCAACCCGGAGAUGGCUAAGAAGAUGCACUUUCUUCUUCCGGCCGUCGGCAUCGGCAUCUAUCUCUGCGCCGUCGACCAGCUGCUCACUGUGGCGACGUAUGCCAAGAUCGGGAGCGAGCUUCACGCGCUGAAUUACACGAGCUGGCUCGCAACAUCCUACUACAUCACCCUAACCAGUUUCCAACCCCUCUACGGCAAACUCAGCGACAUCUUUGGCCGCAAAGAGUGCCUCCUCUUCGCCUACACAAUCUUCGCCAUCGGCUCCCUGGGCUGCGGCCUCGCCCAGACUUUCACCCAGCUCUGCGUCGCCCGCGCCAUAGCCGGCAUCGGCGGCGGCGGCAUGAACAGUGUCGUCGCCAUCCUCCUCAGCGACAUUGUCCCCCUCCGCGACCGCGGCGUCUGGCAGGGGUACCUCAACAUCAUCUUCGCCGCCGGCACGUCCACCGGCGCGCCCCUCGGCGGCCUACUCGCCGACUCGGUCGGCUGGCGCUGGUCCUUCACCGGCCAGGUCCCGCUCUGCGUCCUCGCCUUUUUGGCCGUGUACUUUGUCCUCGACGUCCCGCGGACGGACCACGCCCACUGGCGCGAAAAGGUGCGGCGCAUCGACUUCCUGGGCGCCGCCACGCUCGUCGCCGCCGUCGUCGCGCUGCUCGUCGGUCUGGAUUCCGGUUCCAACAACGGCUGGUCGAGCUUGCUUACCGUUGCCGCGCUCGCCGCCACGCCCGUCCUGUUCUCCGUCUUCGUCUACGUCGAGAUGCGCGUCGCUUCGCAUCCCUUUGCGCCGGGCCACAUCAUCUUUGACCGCUCGCUGUUCGCGUGCUACCUCGCAAACUUCUUCGGCAUCGCGGGCCAUAUCGCGUCCAUCUUCUUCAUCCCGUUGUUCUUCCAGGCUGUGCAGGGUACCUCGGCCACCGUCGCGGGCGCGGCGCUCCGCAAGGGCCGGUAUUACACACUGACGGUACUGGCGUACGGCCUCAUGGUCGUCGCUGUGGCGCCGACGGUCGCGGCGCUGUAUUUCCGGUCCUCGGCAGGCGUUGUGGGCGGCAUGGCGCUGCUUGCGCUCGGGGGCGGCGCGGGAAUCACGACGACGUUGGUCGCGUUGCUGGCUAAUGCGGCGGCGCGGGAUUCGGCCGUCGUGGUUGCGUGCUCGUAUCUGUUCCGGAGCCUGGGGUCGAGUAUUGGGAUUAGUGUGUGUUCGUCUGUGCUGCAGCAGGUGUUGCGGACGCAGCUGGCGGCAAGGCUGAGUGAUGGUGACGAGGCGAGGAGGGUGGAGGAGAGGGUUAGGGAGAGUUUGGAUUAUAUUCGGGAGCUGCCGCCUGCUGUUGCUGGGGAGGUGAGAUCGAGUUAUCAGGUUGCGACGUUGGGGGCCAUGGUGCCUAUGGCGGCGUUGCUUGUGCUUGCUUUUGGAAGUACCUUCUUCAUCAAGGAGAGGGCUCUGGGGAAGAAGUAA
This is a messenger RNA of Colletotrichum godetiae, 1614 nucleotides long. Its product is annotated as major facilitator superfamily transporter. Gene Ontology annotation, cellular component: fungal-type vacuole membrane. Gene Ontology annotation, biological process: basic amino acid transport; transmembrane transport. The coding region runs from base 1 to 1614 and encodes 537 amino acids. Gene Ontology annotation, molecular function: basic amino acid transmembrane transporter activity. Lineage: Eukaryota; Fungi; Ascomycota; Sordariomycetes; Glomerellales; Glomerellaceae. The transcript is spliced from 4 exons. The record is from RefSeq and is a predicted model, not a curated record.